UUUUUGUAAGAUAACGAUUGGUUACAAGUAACUCCCUUAACGUUGUGUUAACAUCCUUAGGGGUGGAGUGGAUGUACAGAGCACGCUGUAGUGUCAGAUGUGUGUAUGGUUUCCUCUUGUGCCAGAGCUGUUUCUUUGCGUGUGUCAGUGAAUCACUUUACAAGUACAAUAGCCUUUUUUGUAUGUAUAUUAUGUUGUAAAUUUUCAUAUUAGUUAUUGUGCAGAUACAUCGUACGAGUUUUGUUGUUAAAUUGUGUAUUUUUUUAUUUUUUUUACUUUUCUCCCACAUGUCAUCACCCGUUGUGAAUAUUGGAUUCCAUCAAACAACCUCCAAUAAGCGAGAACUAUUUUCCCGACAAGAUGGCCACACAUCUAUGACUUCCAAUACGUUGUCCAAUUUUCCCACUACCAACACUUCCGGAAUGACUAGCUCAGGCAAAGAAAUUUUCUUGAAUAAGGAGAAACGAAACGGUACAAAAGAAAAAGACAAAGAAAAGGAGUCGUCUACUUCAUCUAAUGACGUUCAGGGUUAUGUUGGUUUCGCCAACUUACCGAAUCAGGUGUAUCGAAAGGCCGUUAAGCGAGGAUUCGACUUUACAUUAAUGGUCGUCGGAGAAUCAGGCCUUGGGAAGUCAACCCUAAUUAAUUCCAUGUUUCUGACUGAUAUUUAUUCAAACGAAUAUCCUGGUCCAUCCCAUAGGGUGAAGAAAACAAUAGAAGUUGAAACAACAAAGGUCCUCCUUAAAGAGAAUGGUGUGAACUUAAGCCUUACAAUCGUGGACACACCAGGGUUUGGUGAUGCUGUAGACAACAGUAAUUGUUGGCAACCAGUAAUAAACUACAUUGAAAGUAAAUAUCAAGAAUAUCUGAAUGCAGAAUCCAUGGUUCAUCGUGGAACUAUAGAAGACUCUAGAAUACAGUGCUGUCUCUAUUUCAUUGCACCAUCUGGUCAUGGGUUAAAAACUCUUGAUAUUGAGUUUAUGAAGAGGAUACAUGACAAAGUCAACAUCAUUCCUCUGAUAGCCAAAGCUGAUACAAUGACAUCAGAAGAGUGUGCUCUUUUUAAAAGGACAAUACUUAAUGAGAUAGCACAAAAUAAAAUAAAGAUUUAUGAAUUUCCCGACUGUGAUGAUGAAGAAGAAAAAAAGUCACAUAAGCUUAUGAAAGCUCGAGUGCCAUUUGCAGUGGUAGGGAGUAACACUUUAAUUGAAGUAAAUGGGAAGAAGGUACGAGGAAGAAAGUAUCCCUGGGGAAUAGUAGAAGUGGAGAAUUUGGAACAUUGUGAUUUUAUUGCUUUGAGAAAUAUGCUGAUCAGGACACACAUGCAAGAUCUGAAGGAUGUUACCAAUAAUGUUCAUUAUGAAAACUACAGAUGCCUAAAGCUUGCAGGUGUUGGAGCAGAUGGCAUUUCAAGUGCCAUACCAAACAAAAAUCCUCUUUCACAAUUGGAAGAAGAAAAGAAAGACCAUGAAUUAAAAAUGGAGAAAAUGGAGAAGGAAAUGGAACAAGUUUUUGAAGUAAAAGUGAGAGAAAAAAUGCAGAAAUUGAAAGAUUCAGAAAAAGAUCUCCAGUGUAGACAUGAACAAAUGAUUAAGACCUUACAACAGCAGAAGAAUGAGAUAGAAGAAAAAAGAAAACAAUUUGAAAAAGACAAAGCAGCAUUUGAAAAUUCUAAUGGAGAUACUGCUAUUCACAAGAUACAUGUGGAUUCCAACUCAAAAGAGCAUUUGGAAUACAAAGAGAAGAAAAAGGAAAAGAAGAAAGGCCUAUUUUAACUGUGUGUCCCAAAAACAUAUACGUUCUUUUAUCUAGUAAGACCAAAUCUACCAUUUUGUCCCAUACUACUUUCAUUUCAUCCAGAUAAUGCUUAUCUUAGGCAUUUCCCCCUCCAUUCCUGUCAUCUUCAGGACCUAAACGUUGCAUGCCUGAAGCUAACCUUUGUUGUGAAGCAGUGCAUAUAAACACAGCCUGGGUGUGUCUGUACUUUUUUUUAAGAAGCCUUAAUACUGUUUUAACUUUAGGGUUAUUUCCUACUAUCCAUGCCUUUUGAUAUUGUAUUAUUUUUCAGUUUAGAUGCUAAUAUUUAUGUCCUUUUUUUUUUUUUUUGUAAACUACCUUAAGUUACCAUUUUGCAGUUUUACAAAAAUGGGGUACAAUAAACUAUUUUUAACAAAUCACUACAGAUCAAUAUUUUUAUAAGAAUAAAUACCACUCUUACACAUUUUAAAAGUUAUGUAGAUAAACAGAUAGUUAUUGCUAAGUAUACGAGUUUUACAUACACAACAUUCACUUCCUAUUAAGAAAAAGUUGACUGGAGCUUGAGAGAGAGAGAGAAUUCGCAUGAAGUCAUGCAUCUUCUGCAGGAAGUUGUUCUCAAGUGAAGGUAUAAUGGGUUUUUUAAUUUAUUUUCUUGUAGUAGAGAAAAUUUUCUAACAGUUUUAACCUUCUAAUCAAAUGUACUAUAACUGUGCAUAGUUGCAUGAAAUCCUGUAUUUAAGUAAUAAACAUGGUUAUAAUUAGUUUUUUUACAAGCUAUGAAUAAAUUUUGAAAAAAUUCAGUUUUCUACUUAUCUUUCAAGAAAUGACUAGAGCAGUUCCUAAAAAAAUUUAUUUAGCCUAAGGUUGUGGAGGUCAGGCUAAAGAUUUACCUUUGCUAUUUGUAUUUGAUUAGAAUUAUAUAUUCAAAACAAUAAGUUAUGGAGAAGCUAGUGUUGUUAGUUUCAGUGUAACAUAAAUCAAAACUGUAUCCUAAACACUACAAACAAGAGUUGGAAGUUUCAAUUGAAUGAUGUGAUAUUUAUUUUUAUUAAAGUAAUCAAGGGAACAAUAUGUUAGCGACUGAUAUGAUACACAUGUUUUAGUAUAUAUAGAUAAAAUCCUCCAUAUCCUAAUCUGAUUACUCAAAGAAAAAUAGUUUAUCAUCAAAAACUCUUAUUUAUUAUAGUUCAUCCUACAUCAAAACUCUUCAUAUCAUUACUACAGUCCAGUGACUAAAGUAAAAAAACAGUACCCAAGUAUAUUACUUGGUAAAAAAAAUUUUCUGAAACUGUUACCAUCUUUUCAAAUGUUAACAAGACUUGUGAAUUUACAGUUGUAUGUAGUGUUUCAUGUGAAGGGAUUUUUAUGUACCAAUGUUUGUUACUGUUUUAUAAAUUGCCUCAUUUGUAUGUAUUUUUGAUACGUCCUCCACGUUUUAUUUAAAGUCAAAGGAAAAUAAAUGUUUUUUUUCGUUAUAAUCUUUAAAUUUUAUAAUAUUUUGAGGUAGAAGAUUAAAAACCCUCAGCCACUUGUCAAUACAUAGAAUUUCUUAUAAUAUUAAAUAUCUAAAUUGAACCAGUAGUUGUACGAGGAGAAUCAUAGUACAUUACCUUCUUCAUUGAUGUGGAAAACAUACUGUAGUGUAAUGAGUUUUGGAAAAAUAUUCAUCAUGUAAAGGAAAAUGUAAAAAUGAAGCACACACAGGAGGAAAUAUAAUUACAAUCAAAGUUAUGUAUACAUAACUUCUGGUUAUAAUGCAAUACAGUUGGACAUGGGUUCCUCCUAUGUCUUCCUUGAUAUAGUGCACUGAAUUAUGACGUGCAAAUUAUUUUCAAAAUGCAUAGCAAUAAAAUAUGUACAAAUUACUUUUAAGUAAUUGUCUUUUUUUUUCUUUUUACUUUCAGUGUUUUGAUACUGUGGGAUAUAUAAAAAUUUGUAGUAUGUAUUUAGUGUAACUGUAAUGUAAUACUUCUUACCAUGUAACAUUGUACAACUUCCUUUUUAUAAUUCUUAUUUAAUGGAAUAAAUUUAGUAUUGUCAAUUUCA
This is a messenger RNA of Limulus polyphemus (Atlantic horseshoe crab), 3804 nucleotides long. Its product is annotated as septin-7-like. Gene Ontology annotation, cellular component: septin complex; cell division site; microtubule cytoskeleton. The coding region runs from base 288 to 1775 and encodes 495 amino acids. The transcript has 13 exons. Gene Ontology annotation, biological process: cytoskeleton-dependent cytokinesis; cilium assembly. The record is from RefSeq and is a predicted model, not a curated record. Lineage: Eukaryota; Metazoa; Arthropoda; Merostomata; Xiphosura; Limulidae. Gene Ontology annotation, molecular function: molecular adaptor activity; GTPase activity; GTP binding.